This is a messenger RNA of Colletotrichum karsti, 336 nucleotides long. Its product is annotated as imidazoleglycerol-phosphate dehydratase. The coding region runs from base 1 to 336 and encodes 111 amino acids. The transcript is spliced from 2 exons. Lineage: Eukaryota; Fungi; Ascomycota; Sordariomycetes; Glomerellales; Glomerellaceae. The record is from RefSeq and is a predicted model, not a curated record.
AUGAAGUCGCACGACCAGAUGAAGAGCGUCGAGGCCAACGACGCCGCGUGGGAAGCAACCCGGGGAGCCGUCAUCGGAGCGGCGAGAUGGGGUCUCGGAGCGGCGGUCCUCGGCGCCGUCGCGUACAAGUUCUCGCCGCUGUACAAGGGCCUAACGAUUCAGUUCAAAUGCUACGUGCAAAUGUCCGCCAUGGUGCUGGGUAGCAUGCUCGAGGCGGAUCACAGGUUAAGAGAAUACGAGGCCAAGGUGAGGAUGCAGAAGCGCAUCCUGAGGGACAGAGCCAAGUGGGAGAGGUUUGAGCAGGAGUUCCUUGAGAACCCAUCCGAGAAGAAAUAA